Molecule: messenger RNA, 2670 nt
Organism: Fundulus heteroclitus (mummichog)
Lineage: Eukaryota; Metazoa; Chordata; Actinopteri; Cyprinodontiformes; Fundulidae
Product: voltage-dependent N-type calcium channel subunit alpha-1B-like
Exons: 18
Coding region: 568-2550 (660 amino acids)
Biological process (GO): calcium ion import across plasma membrane; chemical synaptic transmission
Cellular component (GO): voltage-gated calcium channel complex; neuronal cell body; membrane
Molecular function (GO): high voltage-gated calcium channel activity
Source: RefSeq, a predicted model, not a curated record
UCUGUGGUCACCACCUGCAGAACCACUCCUUUAUUAGGAGUGUCUUGCUAAUUGCCUCUAGUUUCCACCUAAUGUCUAUUCCAUUUGUACAACAGCAGUGAAACUGAUUGUCAAUCACUGUUGCUUCUUAAGUGAACAGUUUCAUUUCACAGAAGUGUGAUUGACUUGAAAUUGCAUUGUGUUAUUUAAGUGUUCCCUUUAUUUUUUCUUUUAGCAGUAUAUAUAUCUAUAAAUAGAUAUAGAUAUAUAUAUAAAAAUUACUGUUAUUUGGAGAGUUGUAUCUGCAUUUAAGUUGUUAUGUUUUGGUGGAGUUUAAUACAGCAGAGUAAUUGGUUGUUGCAAUUGAAGACAUUUGAUUGGUGUUUUUUAGUAAGAAGCUGCUUCUAAACAACACCCUGCUUUUAUUCAUAUUUUGUAAUUUUCAAUCACAUAGUUCGGUUUACUCAGCCAAUAGCCUGCUACAAACAAAAGCAUGCAAUGUUUUGCAUUUGUUGUUAAAAAAAAGAACUAAAUAAUGUCAUUUGAUUCAAAUAUGUGCUUUAUUUUGUGUGUAUAAAGCAUCCAUAAAUGUGCUGUACCUUGUUUUACCACUGUUUUCCCCCAAGUAGAUCGCAGCAAGGUGUGACCAGGGGGACUAAAGGCAAAGACAUCAGCACCAUCAAGUCACUGAGGGUUCUCAGGGUUCUUAGGCCUCUCAAGACCAUCAAACGUCUGCCCAAGCUCAAGGCCGUUUUUGACUGUGUGGUCAACUCUUUGAAGAACGUGCUGAACAUCCUCAUCGUUUACAUGCUCUUCAUGUUCAUUUUUGCUGUUAUUGCGGUUCAGCUUUUCAAGGGAAAAUUCUUCUAUUGCACUGAUGAGUCCAAAGCUCUGGAGAAAGACUGCAAAGGACAAUUUCUUGACUACGACAAAGAGACAGUGGCAGCAAUGCCCAGAGAGUGGAAAAAAUAUGAGUUCCAUUAUGACAAUGUCCUGUGGGCCUUUCUCACUCUCUUUACAGUCUCAACCGGGGAGGGCUGGCCAACUGUUCUGAAGCACUCUGUUGAUGCCACCUUUGAAGACCAAGGCCCCUCUCCUGGCUACCGGAUAGAAAUGUCCAUCUUCUAUGUGGUCUACUUUGUAGUUUUUCCGUUUUUCUUUGUCAACAUCUUUGUCGCGCUGAUUAUUAUCACCUUCCAAGAGCAGGGAGACAGGGCUUUGUCUGAAUGCAGCUUGGAAAAGAAUGAGAGGGCUUGUAUUGACUUCGCCAUAAACGCCAAACCUCUGACACGCUACAUGCCAGAGGACACACAGUCCUUCCAGUACAGAAUGUGGAAGUUUGUUGUCUCAGCUCCGUUUGAGUACUCCAUUAUGAUCAUGAUUGCUCUCAACACUGUGGUACUCAUGAUGAAGUUUCAUGGAGCUCCAGACUUUUAUGAAGCAAUGCUGAAGUACCUCAACGUAGUGUUCACCACUCUUUUUUCUCUGGAGUGCGUCCUCAAGAUCAUUGCCUUUGGCCCCCUAAACUACUUAAAAGAUGCCUGGAAUGUAUUUGACUUUGUGACAGUGUUGGGAAGCAUUACUGACAUCCUUGUGACUGAAAUCAAGACUACGGACAGGCUGCUGAACCUGAGCUUCCUAAGGCUCUUCAGAGCCGCUCGGCUCAUUAAGCUGCUGAGGCAGGGCUACACAAUCCGCAUCCUGCUGUGGACCUUUGUCCAGUCUUUUAAGGCCCUGCCAUAUGUGUGCCUGCUUAUUGCCAUGCUGUUCUUCAUUUAUGCCAUCAUUGGGAUGCAGGUGUUUGGGAACAUUGAGCUGAACGAAGACACGGCUAUCAACCACCAUAACAACUUUCGCACUUUCCUCCAAGCUCUCAUGCUGCUGUUUAGGAGUGCAACAGGGGAGGCAUGGCAUGAGAUCAUGUUGUCCUGUCUGAGUCAUCGAGCCUGUGACGAGCGCUCAGGGACCAGUGGCAAGGAGUGUGGCAGUGAUUUUGCCUACUUCUACUUUGUCUCAUUUAUCUUCCUCUGCUCCUUCCUGAUGCUGAACCUCUUUGUGGCUGUCAUAAUGGAUAACUUUGAGUACCUCACCAGAGACUCCUCCAUCCUGGGACCUCAUCAUCUUGAUGAAUUCAUUCGGGUUUGGGCCGAGUAUGACCCGGCUGCCUGUGGCCGUAUCAAGUACUCCGAUAUGUAUCAGAUGCUGCUACACAUGCCCCCACCCUUAGGUUUGGGAAAGAAAUGUCCACCAAGAGUCGCCUACAAGCGCCUUGUCAAAAUGAACAUGCCCAUCGCUGAUGACAACACAGUUCACUUUACAUCCACACUGAUGGCCUUGAUUCGCACUGCACUGGAGAUCAAGCUAGCCUCAGGAAUGGUGUUGCAACGAUUAAUGGAUGCUGAGUUAAAGAAAGAAAUAUCCACAGUUUGGCCCAGCCUCUCUCAGAAGACCAUGGACCUGCUAGUGACACCACACAAACGAGAGAGGAGUUCUUCACUGGGGAGACAACCCACCCAUGUGGCCACAUGGGGUUCAGAGACUCACAAGCAAUUAAGUCAGCAUUUUUUUUAACUACAUGUGCCAUGUUUCAGUGUCUCAGCACUCUUACUGUUCCUCUCCCCUCUCUUCCCUUAGAGUCAGGGGCUUUUAUCUGAGACCAGUCUUUUAAUGUGAACCACUACAUUUAAUGUC